AAAUCGAUCAAAGCUCAAGAAAAAGUAAUGCAUGCGUCGCUUUAUUCCGUCGUGGUAGGCGCAGAGCUAAAAAGCGUUUGCAGACAUCCCCCUAAGCGCUAGAAAGCUUGAAGCAUUUGAAAAUUUGAAAAAAUGUCUUCCAAGAAGAAAGCGGAAGAAGAAAAACGUAGGCGUGCCUACAUACAUUUCCGGUUCCGUAGUCUGGUUCGGACGGUAAUCGCCAACAACUACUGGCUGUCGGAGCUCGAAGACCAGGAGUUUGGCGACAAUGCUCGGCGCAACAUUGCCAUCAUUGUGCGGCGCAAGGGCCGGAAGGGGCUGCUCACUAUAUUUGACAAAAUGAUUCUGAAUCAACCGUCGUCCGGGCGGACGGCGGAGCAGAAAGCAAAACUGGCCGAUGUGUUUCGCCAGCUGGAAUGUUUGUCGCGAUUUCCGCUGGAGGUGCGGGAGCAGUUGGCCACGUGUGCCGGCUACCGGUACUACAAUGCCGGUCGUACGGUGCUGCGCGAGAAGAAUCAACCCGUUUCGGUUUAUUUCGUGCUGAAUGGGGAAAUCACCGUUAGCCGGCUGCAGUGGGAUCCGGUUUACAAAGAAUUUGUUGAUGUCCCGUGUGGAGUUCGCGUGCCGGGGGAAAUGUUCGGUGAUAUAGCAUUCCUGUACGAUUGUCCACGGACAGCGACCUGCACCACUGCAACUGACUGCGAACUGCUGUGUGUUUCCGGGGAGGAUUUCAAACGGCUGCUAGAACCAACCCUGCGGCUACAAUGGAACCAGAUGCAGGAAGCGAUCCGGCGCUUCCAAUACUUUGACCACUGGACGGAGGAUCAGAUUCGGGAGUGCUGCAUCUUGGCCAAGGUGGCCCACUACGAGCCCCAGCAGCAGAUUGCCGUUCCCGGGACGGGCGGUGACCUUGAGUAUGCGUACUUUGUCCUCAGUGGUCAGUGUUUGGUGCUGCAAUGUUUGAAAAUGAUGAAGAAAGUGCGUGGACAGAGGCAGUGCUUCCGGCUGCUACCGGCCGAAUCGGACGACCGGAUACUUCACAUAGCUGAGCGGUUGAUGAAACGGAAAGAUUCCGAAGUUUUAGAAGCCGUUCUUUCGCCAACCUUGCGGCAAUCGUUGUCUGGGUCGCGGCUGAGCUUGGCUCGAAGUGGUAGCUGCGAAGAAAGCGACGAUCAUGACAGUCAGAAUCAACCAAACGAAGAAAAGUUGGAGCACCACUUUCUGGACGUGGGAACGUACAGCUGUGGGUCGGUGUUCGGACUCGGCGAACGCAUGCAAGAUCGCUCGAUCGUGGCCCGCAACCACGUCCAGUGCAUGCUAAUUCCCCGGUAUUGGCUAUUCAUGAAACAUCAAAACACCGGUAACGUUUGGCAGCGGAUCAAGAUGUACCUGGAUCAGGCCAUUCCCAGUCGGGAGCAGCUGUUCAAAAAGUUCCUGGACGACAUCAAUUGGAUGGUCUAUCGGAAGCGGGUCGUCAGCGAUGUUAUACAACGUCGCGGUCGGCAGAUCAAUACCCGGCUGGCCGACGUUCCGAUUGUGUGCCGAGUCGAGCAGUCCGACAUUGGUCAGAGCAAGAAACGAUGAUUUAUUUUCUAGGUAACCUAGCGAAAAUUAUGCAAGUGAUCGCCUAACAAUGCGAUGCAAACGGAUAGCGAAAAUACAAACACCUAAGUGAU
Molecule: messenger RNA, 1676 nt
Organism: Aedes albopictus (Asian tiger mosquito)
Lineage: Eukaryota; Metazoa; Arthropoda; Insecta; Diptera; Culicidae
Exons: 7
Coding region: 133-1584 (483 amino acids)
Source: RefSeq, a predicted model, not a curated record